CCACAGCCACCAUGCCUUUGCGCCCGCCAGGCUCCCCGCGCCCGCGCCGCGCCUGACUGCCUGCUGCGCCAUGGCUGCGCCCCAGAACUGUGACAGGGGCCGAGUGGCCUCCACCCUCCGCUACUGCAUGAUGGUCAGCGGCACGGUGGCUCUGGUGGCUGGGACACUCUGCUUUGCUUGGUGGAGUGAAGGGGAUACCGGUGGUCAAGCCAGCCAGCCGGCUCCAUCCACUGGGCACCCCAUGCCCGAGUCCCCCAGACCUGUGCUGAGGUCCAUCAGCUUCUUCUGUUGUGGGGCAGGUAGCUUGCUGCUACUCCUUGGCCUGCUGUGGUCCUUCAAGGCUAGCAUCUGGGGGCGACCCCAAGAAGACCCGUAUCACCUCUCCAGAGACCUGUACUACCUCGCCGAGGAGCCCUCAGAGAAGGAGAGCAGCAGGACCCCAAAACUGGUUGCCAUCCCCACUUACGAGGAGGCUGUGCACUGCCCACUGGUUGAGGGGCCCCAGGCACCUCCUGCAUACCCUGAGGAGGAAGACCUGCUGCUCAGUGCCUCCUGGGCCGCCCUGCUUGGGACACAGCCCGCCCCACCUCCACCCAGCUAUGAGUGCGUCAUCCGUGCUGCCGAAGCCAUCCCUGGAGAGACAGUAUCUGGCGCUGCCCGGCCGGUUCAGGCCACAGCAGGAGGAAGUUAAAGGUUCCCACCAGGCUUUGAAUCCAGAGACAAAUCCUGAGCUUCUUCUAGGGACCAAUACAGUGCCUGGUUCACAGUAUGCACUCAGCGGAUGUUUGUCUCUCAGUGCAGUUUUACUUAUCCAUUGCUGUGUAACAAAUGGCUUAAAAUAAAUCCAUUUUGUUAU
This is a messenger RNA of Artibeus jamaicensis (Jamaican fruit-eating bat), 856 nucleotides long. It is a transcript of the gene TMEM61, whose product is annotated as transmembrane protein 61. The record is from RefSeq and is a predicted model, not a curated record. Bases 71 to 691 code for a protein of 206 amino acids. The transcript has 3 exons. Lineage: Eukaryota; Metazoa; Chordata; Mammalia; Chiroptera; Phyllostomidae.